CAAGGAUUUGUGGUCGGUUUGAAAGACAUCCGAACAACCUAAAGUUUCGGAUAUCAGUUUGUCCUAAUCUCACGCUUAUAUUAUUUCUGAUUUUUAUUGAUUCCUUUUAUCAUCAAGUAUGUCAGUGCUACAGGUGUUGCAAGUGGUGAUGGAGGUAGGAUUCCAAACUGCUCUCCUUCGGAAUGGUGCUUCAAGUCAGCACUUUAGACCGCUCCGUUACUACACACUUCGCGUUUCACAUCUGUGUAACAUGAGUAAACAGUGUCCACUGGGAUAUAGGAGAGAUAUACAGCGCAACAAGAGACGAUAGUCAGUGAAUACUCGAUAAAAGAGGACAUGGUGUACCAGCACAAAUGAAAUUACGCAGUUACUGUGCAAAAAGAAGGGGAUGUACGAAGUAGUCUCACACAUCAUUCCGAAAGCUCAAUCAGGACAACUCAAACAUUGAUUCACGUCUCAUUCUCCGACUGACCAGUAUUUCUCAAGCAUAAAGAAGUAUCAGAGUAACUGUUAAUUUCAACCAUUUAAUGAAAGUUCCGUGAGUACAAACAUACAUGUGGAGAACGUCAGGCGAUGAAAGGUCGAAAAAGUCGGAUUAUGCAACACCUAUUAAAGCUCCACACAAAUACGAAAAGAGUCAUGUUAAGAAACCUCAUUUAUCAGGGAACCGGUGUAGUGGUGCUCCACUUCAGACACCAUCGUCGUCUCACUCCUUUCCUGAUAUAGAUGAUGUCUCACUUACAAUACUAUCUCGUAAUAAUAAACACUCAAAACAGAUUGACAGGACAAAAGUCAGUAAUACCGUUCCCAAAACAUUGAAAGAAAGUAAUAAAUCCACACAAGUCAUCCGUGCAAAGACCCCGACCAGGGAAUUAUCUCACAUCAGCAUUACAAAUAAAUGCAUGACUUCUGGGAAUGCUGGCAACAGGAAAUCAAAGAAAGUAUCUAAUUGUAAUUUGAAAAUCCCAAGGUCCUCUUUAAAUAGUAUGAAGUUCAACUCCCCAUUUGUAAGAGGAUUGGAAGAAUUUAUAAUUACGGAUGAUGAAUCGAAAGUCACAACCCCGUUACGACGUCAGAAAGCUCUUUCCGAAAAGCAUAUUGAAAGGAUAGGUAAACCACAUGAAGUGAUUAGGACUAAGCGACAUACUCCUCUUAAACGCUCUAUUUUGAAUGAGCGCGCUAUCCGCAAGAGUCAGCGAAGUCAUUCACUCCCAGCCCCUGUAGGAAUUACUUUUGAUUCCACUGAAUCUCCUAGUGUGACGAAAAUCACAGAGUUCCGUACUCCUGAUAGCUUUAAUAAUUCUCUAAAAGAACCCACUUCUUCAUCGGAAAUCGAAAAGUAUCUUGUUAGUGAGUUGAUUUCACGAUUGGUUACAUUCCAAGACAGAGCAUAUGUAACCCACGCUAAUAACUCCUUUCAUCUCAAGAGAACAAAGCGACUUGUUUGUGGUUUUCAUGAAGUAAUCAAACACUUAAAGUUAAAACACAUGCGAAUUGUCUUCGUGGCCCGCGAUCUUGAAGGAAAUGCUACCAGUUUUUUAUGGCAAGAUAAAAUUACAUAUGAUGAAAAGGAAGCUGAAAAUAAGAUAGUUCUUAGUGCAUUGGAAAAAGUACUCUGUCAGAUCUGGGAACUUGCAAAAGAAUGUGACCCGCCGGUACCAAUAAUCAUUACCCAUACAAGGAAAAAAUUAGCACAUUUAUGUCAUAAACCAAGAUUUGUAUCUGUUGUAGGAAUUAUAAACGCCGAUGGAGCAUAUGAAGUUGAAAAAAAGCUGUUAGAUAUGAAAUCUGGAGUUAAUUUAAGAUGUACAACAAGUCUGGGGACUGUUCAAAUAAACACAGUGAAUGAGCUCACUGUAGGAAACUCAAAUGCUACAAUUAUCGAAAAGUUGCGGUGUUCCGUUGAAUCUAUCAACAUUAAGUGAUUAGCUUUUGUUUGAAGUCAAAUGUCCGUAUCUCCCAUCACUACCGAUGAUCGAUAAAUCCCCUUCUUCCAUAUUGUACAUAGUUUGUUUAACUUGUGUAUACUUCAGUUGACUUUGUUUCUUCCAAAUAAACUGUAAACGACUCUU
Messenger RNA from Schistosoma guineensis, 2072 nucleotides. Lineage: Eukaryota; Metazoa; Platyhelminthes; Trematoda; Strigeidida; Schistosomatidae. The record is from the annotation of a GenBank genome assembly.